CGGCACCCGCUUUAUAAAGGGCGAGCCGGGGCGCUGCUCGGCGUCGUCAGAAGAGCGGGCGGGAGGGGUAGGGCAGGUGAAGCAGGAGCGCGGAGGGCAGGCAGGACGGAGCCGGCAGGGCGCGGUGAUGGAGCUGCUACGGACUAUCGCCCACCCACCGGGCGGCGGCGGUGCCAAGUGCUGCGAGGCGGCCGCGGGCAGAGCGGCCGGGGGCGAGUCGCGCAGGAAGAAGGCGGAGGAGCCGCCGCACCAGCAGCCGCACCAGCACGGCCACCCCGCGGCCGAGGUCUCCCGGAUUAUUACCGACCCCACGACGGGGAAGCGCUACUGCCGCGGCAAGGUGCUCGGAAAGGGUGGAUUUGCCAAAUGUUACGAGAUGACAGAUUUGACAACGAAUAAGGUUUAUGCUGCGAAAAUCAUUCCUCACAGCAGAGUAGCAAAACCUCAUCAAAGGGAGAAGAUUGAUAAAGAGAUUGAGCUGCAUAGGAUGCUUAAUCAUAGACAUGUUGUGCAGUUUUAUCACUACUUUGAAGACAGAGAGAAUAUUUACAUUCUUCUGGAAUACUGCAGUAGAAGGUCAAUGGCUCACAUCUUAAAAGCGAGGAAGGUAUUGACCGAACCAGAAGUACGAUACUACCUCAGGCAAAUUGUGUCAGGGCUGAAGUAUCUUCAUGAACAGGAAAUCUUACACAGGGACCUUAAACUAGGUAACUUCUUCAUCAAUGAGAACAUGGAACUGAAGCUGGGUGACUUUGGCUUGGCAGCUAGGCUGGAACCACUGGAGCACAGGAGGAGAACAAUAUGUGGCACACCAAAUUACCUCUCUCCAGAAGUCCUCAACAAACAAGGGCACGGCUGUGAAUCUGAUAUAUGGGCCUUAGGCUGUGUAAUGUAUACAAUGCUGUUGGGAAGACCCCCAUUUGAGACUACAAAUCUUAAAGAAACAUACAGGUGUAUAAGGGAAGCAAGAUACAGCCUGCCGUCAUCUCUCUUGGCACCUGCAAAACACUUGAUAGCUAGCAUGUUGUCAAAAAACCCUGAAGAUCGGCCCAGUUUAGAUGAAAUAAUUCGACAUGAAUUCUUCUUACAGGGCUUUACACCUGAUAGACUUUCUGCAAGCUGUUGUCACACCGUCCCUGAUUUCCAUUUGUCAAGUCCUGCUAAAAAUUUCUUCAAAAAAGCAGCUGCUGCUCUCUUUGGGGGUAAAAAGGAUAAGGCCAGAUACUUCGACACACAUAACAGGCUAGCUAAAGAAGAUGAAGAAAUCUACAAGCUCAGGCAUGAUUUGAAGAAGACCUCGAUAACCCAGCAGGCCCCCAAACACAAGACAGAUGAGGAGAUUCAGCCUCUUAUCACAACAGUGGUGAAGCCUGGAGCAUUGCCAGAAACUAAGCAGAUUGGAGACUCCAUUCGGAUGAUAGUCAGAGGAACUUUGGGAAGCUGCAGCAGUAGCAGUGAAUGUUUGGAAGACAGUACCAUGGGAAGUGUUGCUGAUACAGUUGCAAGAGUAUUGAGAGGAUGUCUGGAGAACAUGCCAGAAGCAGACAGCAAUCCCAAAGAACAGCUGACAGCAUCCUUCCAGUGGGUUACAAAAUGGGUGGACUACUCCAACAAAUAUGGCUUUGGGUACCAGCUGUCAGAUCAUACUGUUGGUGUCCUCUUCAACAAUGGGGCACAUAUGAGCCUUCUGCCAGACAAAAAGACAGUGCACUACUAUGCUGAGCUAGGCCAAUGCUCUGUCUUCUCAGCCACAGAGGCUCCUGAGCAAUUCAUUAGCCAAGUAACUGUGCUGAAGUAUUUCUCUCACUAUAUGGAGGAGAACCUCAUGGAUGGAGGAGAUUUGCCCAGCCUGACAGAUGUACGCCGGCCCAGGCUUUACCUCUUACAGUGGCUCAAAUCUGAUAAAGCACUGAUGAUGCUUUUCAAUGAUGGCACGUUUCAAGUGAACUUCUACCAUGAUCACACAAAAGUCAUAAUUUGCAAUCAGAGUGAGGAAUAUCUCCUUACCUACAUAAAUGAAGACAGGAUAUCCACAACGUUUCGUCUGACAACUCUUCUGGUUUCUGGAUGUUCAUUGGAACUAAAACACAGAAUGGAAUAUGCUCUCAAUAUGCUGCUGCAGCGAUGUAACUGAAGGAACUAACUCUGUUAAACCAAAUGGACUCUCUUGUUCACUGUGAAUCUACAGUGGAGAUGGUGGAGCAACUAGUAUGUUGAUGAUGGAUGUGUGGUGGUACGAAAACUGGACUGUCCAAGUGUGCUGGGCGCACAUCUAUUAGAAGCCUAAACCUGCUUCUUGGACUAAAUUGUUGUGACAAGGAGUUCUUCGGAUCAUAGUUUUCCUUGCUUCAUGUGUGUUAAAGAUAUAUUUGACUUGAACUCGGAGCAGAGUGUGUCUGUUUGCUCUGUAAGAGAGCAUCUCUGAUGGAGUUAAACUGUGAAUGCACAUCUGGAAAGGGAGGGAAGGGAGAGCUCCGUUGUUGGGGAUAAUUGUAACAAGCAGCUUCUGGUUGCUUAACUGUGAACUAUGGCCAUACUGUUUUUUUUUCCUUAUUUUUCAAAAAUACCCACACUUGUGGCUGGCAAAGUGCAUUCCUUGUUAAUUUUUUUUUUUUAAUUUAUUACAGCCUAAAGUGAAGUAUUUAUUACUUUUUUUUUUGAACCUUGGCAUUUUAAAUAUAAAUCUGUUGGCAAUAAAGAAUGGAAAUCUGAA
This is a messenger RNA of Oenanthe melanoleuca, 2713 nucleotides long. RefSeq names its product polo like kinase 2 (gene PLK2). Lineage: Eukaryota; Metazoa; Chordata; Aves; Passeriformes; Muscicapidae. The record is from RefSeq and is a predicted model, not a curated record. Gene Ontology annotation, biological process: protein phosphorylation; mitotic cell cycle; regulation of cytokinesis. Gene Ontology annotation, cellular component: nucleus; spindle pole; centrosome. The transcript has 14 exons. Gene Ontology annotation, molecular function: protein serine/threonine kinase activity; ATP binding; protein binding. The coding region runs from base 128 to 2134 and encodes 668 amino acids.